GGAGAAUCCAACUAGAUAAAUAUGCCACCUAUUGAAGCAGGCUUAGCAGAGGAGGAUCCCUUUGCCCCGUACUACUUUCAACAUGAAGAGCAGAAGAUAUGUGGUGAGCUGGUGAGCUCAAUUACUGAUUGUUACACCGCCGACUAUCCCAGCGUGGUGGACCGCUUCUUUACACGUUACUACUAUAUCAAAGGUGGAGCUCCUUACCAGGUGCUCUAUCACUCCAAUCGCAUUUGUCUCAUUUGCCUGGCGCCGACGCAUCCCGCCUUUAGUGAGGGCAUCGCCUCUGUUAGCUACGAUGUGGGUAAUAUAGAUCGCAGCCAGAAUGUGGUAAAGGGCAAGGCCAAGAAGGGCGGCAUGAUAUUGCAGGCGGACACAACGCUCGCCCUGCUGACAACCGAGACGGGCACAGUCUACAAAAUUCCCAGCUGCAUACGAGGAAAGUUGGUAGAGGUUAACAAUGCUUUACAGACGGAUGCUAAGCAGCUGCAGCAGGCACCAGAGGGCGCGGGCUACUUUGCUAUAUUGUUGCCCAAGAUUGAGAACUGCGAUGAUAUUAAAGCCAACUUAUUGAGCCAGCAGCAGUUCGAGGAGCAGCUAAAAAACGUCGAAACAUGAUGACAAUGCGCACAGCUAUCUAUAAGACGUUCUAUGUAUACUGUUAAACAAUUUUAAAUAACAUGUAGAAAUGUUACAAUGAUUAAC
Molecule: messenger RNA, 705 nt
Organism: Drosophila hydei
Lineage: Eukaryota; Metazoa; Arthropoda; Insecta; Diptera; Drosophilidae
Product: protein Abitram
Exons: 1
Coding region: 22-618 (198 amino acids)
Biological process (GO): regulation of actin filament polymerization; dendrite morphogenesis; regulation of filopodium assembly
Cellular component (GO): dendrite; lamellipodium; nucleus
Molecular function (GO): actin monomer binding; actin filament binding
Source: RefSeq, a predicted model, not a curated record